Pseudopodoces humilis (Tibetan ground-tit) is the source of this 3336-nucleotide messenger RNA. RefSeq names its product multiple EGF like domains 11 (gene MEGF11). Gene Ontology annotation, molecular function: protein binding. The record is from RefSeq and is a predicted model, not a curated record. Lineage: Eukaryota; Metazoa; Chordata; Aves; Passeriformes; Paridae. Gene Ontology annotation, cellular component: membrane.
AUGGUGGUGCAUGUGCUGUUCCAGUGGAUUCUGAGAGGGCUUAUUCUGACUUUUCUGCUCACAACUACUCUGUCCCUAAAUCCAGAUGAUCCAAAUGUUUGUAGUCACUGGGAAAGCUACGCCGUGACCGUGCAGGAAUCUUACGCUCAUCCCUUUGACCAGAUCUAUUACACACGAUGCACAGACAUCCUCAACUGGUUCAAGUGCACCAGGCACAGGAUCAGCUACAAGACCGCCUAUCGCAGGGGGCUGCGCACGAUGUACCGGCGACGCUCCCAGUGCUGCCCCGGCUACUACGAGAGCGGGGACUACUGCAUACCACUGUGCACAGAGGAGUGUGUGCAUGGAAGAUGUGUCUCUCCUGACACGUGUCACUGUGAACCAGGCUGGGGAGGGACUGAUUGCUCAAGUGGCUGCGACAGCGAACACUGGGGUCCCCACUGCAGCAACCGGUGCCAGUGCCAGAACGAAGCGCUCUGUAACCCCAUCACGGGAGCCUGCGUGUGCGCCGACGGCUUCCGCGGCUGGCGCUGCGAGGAGCUCUGCGAGCCGGGCACCUACGGCAAGGGCUGCCACUUCCAGUGCCAGUGCCACCACGGGGCCACCUGCGACCACCAGACGGGCGAGUGCCACUGCGCGCCCGGAUACACCGGAGUGUUCUGUGAGGAGCAGUGUCCCCCUGGCAGCCACGGAGCCCAGUGCGAGCUGCGCUGCCCCUGCCAGAACGGGGGAGUUUGUCACCACAUCACUGGGGAGUGCUCCUGUCCUGCUGGAUGGAUGGGGCUGGUGUGUGCACAGCCGUGUCCUGCUGGGACCUUUGGAAUUAACUGCAGCCAGGAUUGUCCAUGCCACAACGGAGGACACUGUGACCCCGUGACAGGAAAAUGCCUGUGUGCAGCUGGCUAUAUAGGAGACAGGUGUCAGGAGGAGUGUCCCAUCGGCACCUACGGCUUCCAGUGCACACAAACCUGCGACUGCCAGAACGGGGCCAAGUGCUACCACGUCAACGGAGCCUGCAUCUGUGACCCCGGCUUCAAAGGCAUCCACUGCCAGGAAAGAAUGUGUCCUGAAGGGUUUUAUGGCCUCAAAUGCAACAAGAGAUGCCCUUGCAAUAUUACCAACACCCUCAGUUGCCAUCCUCUGUCUGGGGAGUGCAGCUGCAAGGCUGGCUGGGCCGGGCUCUACUGCAACGAGACGUGUCCCGUGGGUUAUUACAGCGAGGGCUGCCGGGUGCCCUGUCCCUGCCACAACGGGGCCGACUGUGACAGCAUCACCGGGAGCUGCAUCUGCGCCCCAGGCUUCAUGGGAGAUGACUGCACCAUUCCCUGCAUGGCUGGAACCUACGGAACCAAUUGCUCGUCGGUUUGUAACUGCAAGAACGAUGGAACUUGUUCCCCUGUGGAUGGGCUGUGCUACUGCAAAGAAGGGUGGCAAGGAGUGGAUUGCUCUAUUCCAUGUUCAAGUGGAAGUUGGGGUCUGAACUGUAACCAGACGUGUUCCUGCAGCAAUGGAGCGUCCUGCAGGCCGGCUGAUGGCUUCUGCCUCUGCUCCCCAGGAUGGCAGGGGGAGUUCUGUGACCAGCCUUGUCCUGAUGGAACAUAUGGCCUUAAUUGCAGUGAGCGUUGUGACUGUAACCACGCGGAUGGGUGUGAUCCUGUCACUGGCUACUGCUGCUGCCUUGCAGGCUGGACAGGCAUCCACUGUGACAACAUCUGCACCCAGGGCCGCUGGGGACCCAACUGCUCCAUCUCCUGCAGCUGUGAGAAUGGGGGAUCCUGCUCCCCUGAGGAUGGAACCUGUGACUGUGCACCGGGAUACAGAGGACCCUUGUGCCAGAGAAUUUGCCCCCCUGGGUUUUAUGGCCACCACUGCAGCCAGCCGUGUCCCCAGUGCGUGCACAGCAGCGGUCCCUGUCACCACGUGUCCGGACACUGCGACUGCCUGCCAGGCUUCUCCGGCCCUCUCUGCAACCAAGUGUGUCCCAGUGGGAAGUUUGGGAAGGGCUGUGCCGAGGUUUGCCAGUGCACCGAGAACGGGACCUGCAAUCCCAUUGAUGGAUCGUGCCAGUGCUUCCCGGGCUGGAUAGGGAUGGACUGCUCCCAGACUUGUCCCACUGGGUUUUGGGGCCCUGAUUGCUUUCAUUCAUGCAACUGCCACAACGGAGCACUGUGCAGCCCCUACGAUGGAGAAUGUAGAUGUACCCAUGGUUGGACGGGGCUCUACUGCACUCAGCGUUGCCCAGCUGCUUUUUAUGGAAAGAACUGUGCCAAUGUUUGCCAGUGCCAGAACGGAGCCGACUGUGACCACAUCACUGGGCAGUGCACGUGCAGAACAGGAUUUACAGGCAAACAGUGUGAGCAGAAGUGCUCUCCAGGAACAUUUGGUUAUGGUUGCAAACAACUGUGUGAGUGCAUGAACAAUGCAACGUGUGACCACGUCACAGGCACUUGCUACUGCAGUCCAGGCUUCAAAGGAAUCCGAUGUGAUCAAGCGGCUCUUAUGAUGGAAGAAUUAAACCCCUAUACUAAAAUUAGCCCUGCUCUUGGAUCAGAGAGGCACUCAGUGGGAGCAAUCAUUGGAAUUAUUAUUCUCCUUCUAAUUAUUAUGGUCUUGCUGGCACUCUUUGUGUGGUAUCGACGGAAACAGAAGGAGAAGGGCCAUGACAUGCCAAGUGUAUCUUAUACUCCAGCCAUGAGGAUGACUAAUACAGAUUACUCACUUUCUGAUAUAUCCCAAGGUAGCAGCAGUGUUCAUUGUUUUUCCAAUCCAAGCUACCACACUCUCUCAUGUGGGGUGACUUCACGCUUCUUUCCCAGUAAUCUGGAUGGAAACAGCUCCUGUAAGCUCAGUAACAAAAUCCUUGACAGAGAAACUGCAGACUGGAGACCCUACAGCUAUCUGAAUGAACUAGGUGCUUGUGGGAUGGAUAGACGUCAGAACACAUACAUAAUGGAAAAAAGCUUCAAAGAUUAUAUGAAAGAAUCUGUGUGCAGCUCCAGCACUUGUUCCCUGAACAGCAGUGAAAACCCAUACGCCACCAUUAAAGACCCCCCCAUUUUAACCUGCAAACACUCCGAGAGCAGCUACGUGGAAAUGAAAUCACCUGGUCACAGGGAGUCCCCGUAUUCCGAAAUGCCAACUUCAUCAACAGCCAAUAAAAACAUCUAUGAAGUUGAGCCCACUGUCAGCAUAGUCCAGGAUGCCCGCAGUCGGAGUGCCAGUUACCUUCAGAACCCAUAUGACCUGCCUAGGAACAGUCACAUUCCUGGUCACUACGACCUGCUCCCCGUCCGGCACAGCCCCACGCACGGGCCUUCUUGGGACAAGCAGUCUUAG